This is a messenger RNA of Aspergillus bombycis, 318 nucleotides long. Its product is annotated as TMEM14 family protein. NCBI's taxonomy places the organism in Eukaryota, Fungi, Ascomycota, Eurotiomycetes, Eurotiales, Aspergillaceae. Bases 1 to 318 code for a protein of 105 amino acids. The transcript is spliced from 2 exons. The record is from RefSeq and is a predicted model, not a curated record. Gene Ontology annotation, cellular component: membrane.
AUGUCCCUCGAAACCAACUCCGCCCUCUCCCUCUCCAUCCUCACCUCCCUCGGCGGAGUGAUCGGCUACGCGCGCACCGGCUCCGUCCCCUCCAUCGUAGCCGGUCUCUCCGUCGGCGCCCUCUACCUCUACAGUUUCCAGCGUCUCCGCUCGGGCCAGGCUUACGGCGACGAACUGGGUCUCUUGGCCUCCAUUGUCCUGAGCGGGAGCUCCAUCCCGAGGGCUAUUAAGACCCGCAAGCCGGUGCCUAUUGGGUUGAGCUUUGUGGCUAUUUAUGGGCUUUUGGUUUUCGGGAGGGCUGUUCUGGGGAAGAAUUGA